CACACAAGAGCAAGAUGUCAUCCUGGCUUCAGCGCCAGGGUAGCUCCCAUCAGUCGCAGCUGGCUGCUACGGCUGUGCUUUCCGGCGCUGCAGUGGCGGGCGUCAUUCUCGGCUACCAAGCGCUGCGGAGAAAAGAAGCUGUCCAGCAACUCAAGGCCUCGAUCCCGAGUAUCGACGAACAACACCACGCAGAGAAGCUUACAGACUACGGAAUUUCCGCCGUUUCGCAACUGAGCAAGGAAGACGAGCGCAGCGCAGCUCUGGCCCGUCGAGCACAAGAAGGAGAUUACGAUGAUGAACUCAUCCUCGAACAACUUGCCCGCAACCGCGUCUUCCUGACCGACGAAGGUCUCGCGAAGCUCCGGUCCUCAUACAUCAUCGUCGUCGGAUGCGGCGGCGUCGGAUCUCACGCAGUCGCCUCACUCGCACGCUCUGGCGUCUCCAAGAUCCGCCUGAUUGACUUCGACCAAGUGACUCUGUCGUCGCUGAACCGGCACGCGCUGGCGACGCUAGCCGACGUCGGCACGCCCAAGGUGCACUGCAUUCGCAAGCGCCUCGAGCAGAUCGUGCCGUGGGUGAAGUUCGACUGCCGCAACGAGCUCUUUGGCGGCUCAGUCGCCGAGAAGCUGCUGGCACCGUGGACACUGAGCGACCGCGACAAGGGCCGUAAGCCCGACUUUGUGCUCGACUGCAUCGACAACAUCACCUCUAAGGUCGAGCUCCUGCACUACUGCCACGCCAACGACAUCCCCGUCAUCUCCGCCAUGGGCGCCGGCUGCAAGUCGGACCCCACCCGCGUCACCAUCGGCGACAUCUCCCUCAGCACCGACGACCCGCUCUCGCGCAGCACGCGCCGCCGUUUGAAGCUCCUGGGCGUGACCACUGGCAUCCCCGUCGUCUUCUCGACUGAAAAGCCCGGCCCCGGCAAGGCCACGCUGCUCCCACUGGCCGAAGAGGAAUUCUCCAAGGGCCAGGUUGGCGAGCUGAGCGUGCUGCCGGACUUCCGUGCUCGCAUCCUGCCGGUCCUAGGCACCAUGCCCGCCGUUUUCGGGUAUACCCUCGCUAACCACGUUAUUUGCGCCAUCGCCGGCUACCCGCAGGACUACAGCAUCGGGGGCAAGGGCCGCGACAAGCUGUACGACGGCGUCUUGGCUGCCCUCCAGGGCACCCACGAGCGUCUGGCCCGCGCCGAGUACGGCCCCAACCUCGUCGGUCUGCGGUUGCCGGUCAGCAAAGAUGACGUCGGAUACCUGGUCGAUGAGAUCUGGCGCGGCAAGAGCGCCGUCAGUGGGCUACCCAGUCGCGUCUGCCUGGUUCCUUGGGAGCGACCUGAGCGCGGGUUCGCGCCGGACCCGGAGUGGAUGAAGGAAGGACAGACGUAUGUGCCGGUGGAGAUGAAGAACCUGGUCUGCAUGACCAAGGAUGAGGCCACUCGUCAUGAGAAGGAGGUUCUGCUAGGCGGCAAGAAGCUGGAGGAGUUGUACGAUGAAAAGACGAUCGAGAUAGUACGGAAGCGGCAGAAGGAGGUGGAGUUUUACGAGCAGUAUCGGUGAAGCUUGGUUGAUGGCCAUGUCCUAUAAUGAUUUGAUGUGGGGGAUGUGAUGUUUGUAUGGAUAGAUGUGCUUAUGUACCACCACAGGCUUGGAUUUUGUAUAUGGAAUCAGGAUUGACAGACAGUUGAGCCUCAUGUGUGGAAGGCUCAUUGGCGCAACAGACAGUCUCCUAGCAUAUGUGAUC
Molecule: messenger RNA, 1737 nt
Organism: Aspergillus homomorphus CBS 101889
Lineage: Eukaryota; Fungi; Ascomycota; Eurotiomycetes; Eurotiales; Aspergillaceae
Product: tRNA threonylcarbamoyladenosine dehydratase
Exons: 4
Coding region: 15-1553 (512 amino acids)
Biological process (GO): cyclic threonylcarbamoyladenosine biosynthetic process
Cellular component (GO): mitochondrial outer membrane
Molecular function (GO): tRNA threonylcarbamoyladenosine dehydratase activity; ubiquitin-like modifier activating enzyme activity
Source: RefSeq, a predicted model, not a curated record